GGGGGCAAGGGUGAAUUCGUGCGCCAGAGAGCCGGAGUCAAACAAACAAACGCAAUACAAGACGUGGUGGAGCUGGCCGUUCAACCCAUCACGCCCAUACUAGCGGGCAAUCCCUCCUCACUCUGCAACGCCCCCGAGCGUGUGUUCCGGGUGCUGUGUGAGACCGUGGAGUGAGGAAGUGAGAGGGAGAUAGAGAGAGAGAGAGGGGAGAAAGAAAGUGAAAGAAAGAAAGAAUUAAAGAGAGGGGGGAAGGGGGAAUUGAGAGAUCAAGCGUGGGGAGAGAGAGGGGAGGGAGCGGUACCUGUUGAGCGGGGCAGCGGCUCCGGGCCGGGCAGCGAUGUGGGACCCGGCCGAGUUUGAGGGCCACUGGCGGCGGGAGUUCCCGGACAGCGAGGCGCCGCGGAUGGAGCUCCGGUCGCUGGCGGAGGUGGAGGCCGAGCUGGGCCGGUGCCGGCAGCAACUACGGCGCCGCCAGGACCAGCUCGCCCAGGAGAGGUUCAAAGUGAUUUACCUGGAGACGGCGCUGGGCCGCGGGCCGGGACCGGGACAGUCGCGACCCCGACCCCAGCCACGACCCCGGCCCAAGCCCCAGCCCCGACCCCCGGGCGGUGAAGGAGGCGCCGGCCCCUCGGUACCGCAACAAAGUUUCGGCGCCAACACUCCAAGUAUCGACCCGGAGAUACAAAGCACUGGAGAAGGGGCACAAAGUAUCGGACCUGAGACUCGAGGUAUCGGCGCUGGGGCACAAGGUAUCGGCGCUGGGGCACAAGGUACUCUGCAGACACAGAGUAUCGGUGCCAACACUCCGAGUAUCGACCCGGCCACACAAAGUACCGGAGAAGGGGCACAAACUAUCGGCGCUGGGGCACAAGGUACCGAGUCGGCGACACAAGGUAUCGGAGCCGAGAAAGAAAGUAUCGAGUCGGCGAACUCUCCAAGUAUCGACCGGGACACGCCAAGCAUCGGCGACGAGGCACCGAGUACCGGAGACGGGCCAGCGAGUACCGGAGACGGGCCAGCGAGUACCGGAGACGGUCCACCGAGCACUGGAGGCCGGCCAGCGAGUACCGGAGACGGGCCAGCGAGCACCGGAGACGGGCCAGCGAGCAUCGGAGACGGGCCACCGAGCACCGGAGACGGGCCAUCGAGCACCGGAGACCGGCCAGCGAGCACCGGAGACCGGCCAACGAGCACUGGAGACGGUCCACCGAGCACCGGAGAACGGCCAGCGAGCACCGUAGACCGGCCAGCGAGCACCGGAGACCGGCCAGCGAGCACUGGAGACGGUCCACCGAGCACCGGAGACCGGCCAGCGAGCACCGGAGACGGUCCACCGAGUACCGGAGACCGGCCACCGAGUAUGGUCCCGGGGAGCCAAGGUGUCGGCGCAGGGGAGCGGGGAGCAGCUGCUGCGGGCAGGGUGGUGACCGGGCCCGGCAUCCUGAGGCUGGAGCCGGGGCGGGAGGAUGAGAGAGACAGAGAGGGAGAGGCGCAGAGCCCGCAGCCGGCGGCCCGGAGCCCGGCUCGGCCCGUGGUCUUCCCCCGCUUCAGGCCGCUGACCAAGCACCGCGGCAAAGACGGCGGCUCCCCGGGGCUGCGGCGGCGGCAACAAGUCACUCCGUCUGUCCGCAGGGUCAGGGAGACUUCACCCAGCGACGGCAGCGACCGGGAGUACAGCUCCGACCGCGACUCCACAGGUGAGAGCUGUAGGGGUGGGUCUGUCUGUGUAACUGGGGUACAGUACCCGUGGGCAGGGUCUGUCUGUGUAACUGGGGUACAGUACCCGUGGGCAGGGUCUGUCUGUGUAACUGGGGUACAGUACCCGUGGGCAGGGUCUGUCUGUGUAACUGGGGUACAGUACCCGUGGGCAGGGUCUGUCUAUGUAACUGGGGUACAGUACCCGUGGGCAGGGUCUGUGUAACACUGGGGUACAGUACCCGUGGGCAGGGUCUGUCUGUGUAACUGGGGUACAGUACCCGUGGGCAGGGUCUGUCUAUGUAACUGGGGUACAGUACCCGUGGGCAGGGUCUGUCUGUGUAACUGGGGUACAGUACCCGUGGGCAGGGUCUGUCUAUGUAACUGGGGUACAGUACCCGUGGGCAGGGUCUGUCUGUCUAACUGGGGUACAGUACCCGUGGGCAGGGUCUGUGUAACACUGGGGUACAGUACCCGUGGGCAGGGGUCUGUGUAACACUGGGGUACAGUACCCGUGGGCAGGGUCUGUGUAACACUGGGGUACAGUACC
This is a messenger RNA of Amblyraja radiata (thorny skate), 2245 nucleotides long. Its product is annotated as translation initiation factor IF-2-like. The transcript has 2 exons. The coding region runs from base 338 to 1921 and encodes 527 amino acids. The record is from RefSeq and is a predicted model, not a curated record. Gene Ontology annotation, molecular function: GTPase activator activity; protein serine/threonine kinase activity. NCBI's taxonomy places the organism in Eukaryota, Metazoa, Chordata, Chondrichthyes, Rajiformes, Rajidae. Gene Ontology annotation, biological process: protein phosphorylation; signal transduction.